Molecule: messenger RNA, 2668 nt
Organism: Paramuricea clavata
Lineage: Eukaryota; Metazoa; Cnidaria; Anthozoa; Malacalcyonacea; Plexauridae
Source: the annotation of a GenBank genome assembly
UAUACGUCCGUUCUUAAUCAUGCAAAAAACAUUCCUCAUAAUUCAUUCCUCCUGGUACAUGGGACUGGUGAUGGUGAGUAUACCUGUCGUGCCUUUUGUAAAAUCAAUACUUUAUAAUAAGGAAUUUUACACUUUACGGAAACUUGUCGAAUAAGUAUAGGUGAUCAUGCGAUGGCGAGUACAAUUAGGGAUUAAUAGUACAAGUGAUGUUUGGAAGUUUUGCCAAAAUUGGACGAGCCGUCGGGGCGAGUCCAAUUUGGCAAAUUUCCAAACAUCACGAGUAGUAUUAAUCCCUAAUUGUACGAGCAACAUCGCAUGAUUACUUGUUUAUUAUUAGCAUGACAAAAUUGGAUACUUAUCAAUGUCAACAUCGAUCAUAUUCUCUCGCCAAAGCCCAGUCCUGCCAUACUUUCAACCAAAAUUUGGUGCUUUUGUUCGUAUUUUAAUUUAGUUCUUUUGUUAAAGCAAAAUUGGUGCUUUUGUUCGUAUUUUCAUCUAGUUCCUCUGGGGCAAUUUCAUUUCACAUUUGUGUUUAAAAUACGUUUCCGCCAUUUUGCCGGUUUGUUUUGGGAAAAUCAUUAAUUGUACUGCAGUACAAUUAAUGAAAUAAUUGUACUCCUCUCAACCAAUCAGCAUCCAGUAAUUUUGUCAUGCUAAUAAUAAAGUACGAAACAGACUCCGAACACAGGGUUUCAAACUCCAAGUAUUUGAAAAACAAGAGAUGAAGGCUUUCACAGAUUUUGAAUUUCAAGUGGAAUUAACUUUUAUUCAGAGUCUGUUUCGUACUUUAUUUUAUGAAGUUAUCGCAGGUAUAUUGGUAGUGAUGCACCGAAUCGUCAUAUCGGUACUAAAAUAGAAAUAUCGGUAUCGGUAAUUUUCUUGUUGAUAUUACCGAUAUUACAAACUGUUAUUAAUGAUUGGUGAUAGUUGCAGUUCAAUAGUUAUUUUUAUUACAAAUAAACAGUCACGCGUAUAGUAAUAUGCUAGUUUGUUGCAUGCAUUUGCAGCAUUUUCAUUUGAUAUUUUCAGUAUUUCGAAACAAAUAAAUUGAAUUAAAUUCAAAAGUGUUAAAGUAGAACUGUCAUGAUGUCAUCUUUGCAUUUUGUGAAAUGACAUAGAAUAUCGGUAUCGGCAAAAUGUCGCAGUCCUUCAAUAUCGGUUAUCGGUGAAUUUCACUGAUUGUUGACGGCAUUUUUAGAUGGAAAUUUCGAGUGGUAUUUAUAUACAUUUAAAUAUUGGACCUAACCAUGCAGGAGCAGUUGUGAAAAAUGUAACUAAAGGCCCUCUGACAGGAAUCGAACCCGCGGCCCAGCGAUUCCGGUACAUGGAGCUGAGCUACAGUUGUCGAGCUCUAACCACAAAGUUCAUGUAUAAAUAAUGAGGUGAUGUAUGCAGUGCACGGUCUUCAGGUAAAUAUCAUGAUUUGGGACAGCUUACUCAAACUUAAGUUACAGCUCGACAACUGUCUCUUUGUAUAGCUCGGUUGGUUAGAGCGAAAUCGCAGGGUCGCAGCUUCGAUUCCUACCAGAGGGCCGAUAGUUGCAGUUUUCGCUAAUUGCUCCUGGCUAGGUCUAAGGGAGCGGUCAUUAUUUAUGGCGGGGGGUGGCACCGAAGAGAAAAGGGUUGGGUAAACAAAAUUUUGAGUGAGUAAAAGGAUGGGUAACUAAAAAAGAAAAUAACUCAAGGGUUGGGUGAUAAAAAUUUAUUGUCAUUUCCAAAGCAUGACUCACUCAAAUUUUGGAGACUGAGAAACAACAUGCAGUCAUCAAUAUUAAUAUGGCAAGAUGUCAACAGUCAUAUGUCAAUACAAUAUGUGAAUCAUUCAGAGAAUCAGAGUCACUAUAUCUUGAUAAUUUCUCGAUUUGUUGGGAGGCAAAUGGUGUCACAGAAGUGGUAAAGGACAUGUGUGACAACUGAAUGGUAUUUAUUGUAACGUUUUUGGCCGGGGGUGGGUAUUUAUUUUUUAAUUAAUAUUUGAGGUUGGGUAAUCAAUUUUUUUACUUUUUAAUGGUUGGGUCAGCAAAAUUUUUGCCACGUAAAACAUUUCUCUUCGGUGCCACCCCCCCCCCCACCAUAAAUAAUGACCGGUCCCUUAAAUGAAUGUGUCAUAAUUCCACUCGAAUUCUACAAAUCCAUCUACAAACCUUCAAAAUUAGCUAGUAUAGUCGUGCGAGUAUUGAGUUGGUUCUCAGCAUAGAGGUAAUGGUCUUGGGAUACAUGUCUUUUGUGGUGGAUUCUUACUGCGUGUCCUACAAAUACUUGGUUUUCAGUUAUGUCAAUGCUUUUAGAGAAUUAACAUGGUUAUUGAAACUUACGUUUUGUAGAUAAUGUCCAUUUUCAAAACAGCGCACAACUGAUUGAAGUUAUGACUCAGGCUGGAGUAAAAUUUGAAAUGCAGGUAAGUUUGUUUCCUGCAAUGCGGUCUUUUAAACUGUGAUUAUAACGAAAUUCAAGCCUGUUUAUGUAGAGAGAACUCGUAAAACUGUAAAAUAAGUCAUAUUCGAGAAAUUCUCCUACAAAAUAUAUGAAUAUAUUACCAAUACAUUGUUUCUGUGUCUUUUAUUUUCAGAUUUAUACUGAUAAACAUCAUUCACUCGAAGGAUUAAACAUUCACAAACAUUUAUAUAACUUACUGACAGAUUUCUUUAAAGAUAAGUUAAAGUUAUAG